AUGCUCGGAGGCGUGGUUGCUUGCGGCCCAACCCACACACUUGUGACGCCGCUCGACCUGGUCAAGACGCGCCGUCAAGUCGACCCCAACUUAUACACCUCGAACUUCAAAGCAUGGCGCAGCAUCUUCGCCAACGAAGGCUUCCGCGGCGUUUUCUUCGGCUGGACGCCGACGCUGGUCGGCUACAGCUUCCAAGGUCUGGGCAAGUACGGCUUCUACGAGAUCUUCAAGCACGAGUACGGCGACAACCUGUUCCCCCACACCAACCGCACUUUGGUCUACCUCGGCGCCAGCGCGAGUGCUGAAUUCAUCGCCGAUUUGUUCCUGUGUCCGAUGGAGGCCAUCAAGGUGCGCAUGCAGACGACACUGCCGCCGUUCGCGAAGACUUUGCGUGAGGGUUGGUCCAAGGUGGUUGAGAAAGAAGGCAUUGCAGGCUUGUAUAAGGGUAUCGCUCCCCUCUGGGGCCGUCAGAUUCCCUACACCAUGUGCAAGUUCGCCACGUUCGAAGAGACCGUCAACUACAUCUACAGGAAGCUUGGAAAGCCGAAGGAAAGCUUCAACAAACUGCAGCAGACUGGCGUCAGCUUUUUGGGCGGCUACAUUGCCGGCAUCGCCUGCGCCGUGGUCAGUCAUCCCGCCGACGUCAUGGUCAGCAAGUUGAACUCGGACAGAAAAGCUGGCGAAUCCGCCGGUAAGGCUAUGAGCCGCAUCUACAGCAACAUCGGAUUCGUAGGUCUCUGGAAUGGGCUUCCCGUGAGAAUCGUCAUGAUCGGAACACUGACCGCCUUCCAAUGGCUCAUCUACGAUUCCUUCAAAGUCUGGCUCGGAUUGCCCACAACUGGCGGCCAUUAG
Molecule: messenger RNA, 852 nt
Organism: Capronia coronata CBS 617.96
Lineage: Eukaryota; Fungi; Ascomycota; Eurotiomycetes; Chaetothyriales; Herpotrichiellaceae
Product: mitochondrial phosphate carrier protein 2
Exons: 3
Coding region: 1-852 (283 amino acids)
Biological process (GO): mitochondrial phosphate ion transmembrane transport
Cellular component (GO): mitochondrial inner membrane
Molecular function (GO): phosphate transmembrane transporter activity
Source: RefSeq, a predicted model, not a curated record